Molecule: messenger RNA, 1077 nt
Organism: Fusarium vanettenii 77-13-4
Lineage: Eukaryota; Fungi; Ascomycota; Sordariomycetes; Hypocreales; Nectriaceae
Exons: 3
Coding region: 1-1077 (358 amino acids)
Biological process (GO): regulation of DNA-templated transcription
Molecular function (GO): zinc ion binding; DNA-binding transcription factor activity, RNA polymerase II-specific
Source: RefSeq, a predicted model, not a curated record
AUGUCCAAUAUUCAGCAUGAAUCUCACAAUCGAGCCCCACGACUCCAGACCAGAUUUCGAUCCAGCUGUGAUGCAUGUGGACAGGCAAAGAUCAAAUGCGACCGUGGCCGCCCUGCUUGUUCUCGCUGCAUCGCUCAAGGCCUGGGCUGCGUGUAUGGAGUCUCUAGGAAAGCUGGCAAGCCUCCACGACGGAGGCUUGCCAGCCCUCUGCAAGUCCGGUCGAGCCCCGGUAUGCCGGAGAUUCCAGAGAUUGGCCUCACUUGCAAUGACCAGGGCGAUCUUGAUAUGAUGCUCGGCCUGGCUGAGUCAAACUUGAUCCUCGAUGACCCCUUUUCUACCUCUCACGACAUCUUCCAGCCUUGGCUUUCGUUAAAUAACCUUGAAAGCCCAGCAAUACUGGAACCCGCCGAAAGAUCAACGGCGACGACACCGCCCAUUACAGCGGCACGCCAAUUUUGUACCCAGGAGUCCAAAGACAUCAUGCGUCGGCUAUAUUGCGCCAACCCUUCGGCUCCUAUUUCUGAUGGAGUGCCAGCACGUACAUUAGACCUCGAUUCAGUUCUGACACGUAAUCGCGACGUGGUAGGGCGCUUGGGGCUGCUUCUCAAAUGCCCCUUAUCUAGAGUCCUACUAUGGUACAAACAAGCUAUCUCGAACACGAACGACACAGGAAUGUCAUACCCACCAACUCCCGGAGCACCGGGCUCAACCACGUCAUCAACCAGCGGCGACUCACUUAGUAGCUCAGGCGCGGGAGCCACUAGUGAUAAGAUGGGAGUAUCCGUUCUCCGAACAGCUCUCACCGUGGGGACUUUCCAGAGCCAUGAUCAUGACUUGCAGGCGGCCUUGACGAACACUCUGAUUCAGAGCGAGCUGAAGAGAGUGGGAAGCCUCAUUACCGUGUUCCUUUCUCUGGGGACAGAGACAUACGACCCAGGGGCCGCUUGUCCCGCUGCUGAGGAACUGGGGACGAACUUGGCAGAUAAAAACUUGGUGGCCAGCCUUGGCGCCUGGCUUCAGACUGAGUAUAGGGGCAUAGUGGCCAAGGCGAGGUCAAGCUCCACCGCAGUAGAGUAG